Messenger RNA from Polyodon spathula (Mississippi paddlefish), 2908 nucleotides. It is a transcript of the gene pmela, whose product is annotated as premelanosome protein a. The transcript has 13 exons. Bases 99 to 2357 code for a protein of 752 amino acids. Gene Ontology annotation, biological process: melanosome organization. Lineage: Eukaryota; Metazoa; Chordata; Actinopteri; Acipenseriformes; Polyodontidae. The record is from RefSeq and is a predicted model, not a curated record. Gene Ontology annotation, cellular component: melanosome.
ACAGCGCGGCUGGGUGUCUCCAGAAAUGCAACAAACUCCUUUUUUUAUUUUUAUUUUAAAAGGGAGAUUACAACAAGAGUAAUUUAAAAUAAAGAAAAAUGAGGACGUUUUUCUUGGCAAGCGCAGUUGCGUUCCUAGCUGCAGUUUGUGCUCAGCGUGGUAGGUCCGGGGCUCCGAGAGGCUUCUCUGAAUACCGCUCCUGGAAUUCGCAGAUGUAUCCUGUCUGGGAUGAUGGAGAUUCCAGAUACUGGGACUGCUGGAGAGGUGGCAACGUGUCCUUCAAAGUCAGUAACGAUGGCCCGACCCUGACCGGUGCCAAGGUCACCUUCACCAUCCAGCUCAGUUUCCCUGGCAACCAGACCGUGCUGCCCGACGGACAAGUGGUGUGGGCGCAGAACUGCACAGUCAAUGGGACUCAUUUCCGGGAGGGGGAGCCCGUGUAUGGCAAUGACACUUCGGAGGACUGGGACGGGGUAUUCCCAGACGGGACUCCUAUGAGGACCUUGGGCAGGAGGAAGUCCAAGUUCGUGUUUGUGUGGAAGGUGUGGGGGAAGUUCUGGCAGGUAGCGGACGGCCCCUUUUCCUCUCUGACUGUCGCCACUGACUAUGUCCCUCUGGGCUCCUACUCCGUGGAGGUGGUGGUAUAUCACUCCCGCGGACGAGACCAGUUCAUCCCCAUGGGCUCGGCCACCACUGACUUUGCAAUCACAGAUCAGAUCCCGUUCUCUGUGUCUCUCUCCCAGGUGAACGACUUGAACCAAGCAGACCAGAGCUUCAUCCAGAACCGGGCUGUCUCCUUCACCGUCCACCUUCACGACCCCAGCCAGUACCUGAGCAGCUCCGACAUCACCUUCAACUGGGACUUCGGGGACAACAGCGGCACCCUGAUCUCCCGCGGCCUGGCCGUCACUCACACCUACCUGACCGCCGGCUCCUUCCAGCCACUGGUCCUUCUGCAGGCCACCAUCCCCGUGGCCGGCUGCGUCACACCAGGAGACCCCCUGACCCCCGGAGGCCCCACCGGGAGCGCAGGCCUGGUCUCCUCGGAGCCAGCCACUCGGCCGCUGGGCACCACCGCGUCUUCCGCCUCAGUUGCCCCGGUCGUGGUAUCUACCCCAGGGCCUGACCAGACCUCGAAUCCAGCUGACCAGGACUUGGCGGUGUCUGGCUCUGCUGCUGCCCCGGCUGCAGGAGAAGACUCCAUAGCUGUCGAGGCGUCGGUUGCCCCAGCAGCAGCAGGAGGAGACGGAGUUGCCGAGGCAGUCGCGUCAGUUGCCCCAGUAGAUGCUGUAGACACAGUUGCCCCGGUGGAGGCUGUUGAUCCAAUUGAGACGGUUGCCCCUGACACAGUUGCCCUAGCUGCAUCAGUUGCCCCUGUAGAGGCAGUUGAUCCCAUGAACACAGUUGUCCCAGUUGCAGAGACAGUUGCCCCGGGAGUAGCCCAGGCCUCGACUUCAGUAGCUGCUGUGGAGGAGCUCGUCGCUGUGACCCCGGAGAGCGCAGAUCUGGUGGCAGUGGAGACUGGUGUGGAGGCCAGCAUGGUGACAGUGGAGCCCAGCACGAUGGCUGCAGUGGCAGUGGAGGCCAGCACGGUGGCAGUGGAGGUCAGCACGAUGGCUGCAGUGGCAGUGGAGGCCAGCACGGUGGCAGUGGAGGUCAGCACGAUGGCUGCGGUGGCAGUGGAGGCCAGUACGGUGGCAGCUGAGGUACCAUUGAUUGUGGCCAAGAGGCAAGCACCUGCAACAGCUGAGGAGAGCUGCCUCCUCUACCGAUAUGGAUCCUUUUCCACCAGCAUCGACAUAGUCCAGGGUAUCGAGAGCGUGGAGAUUGUGCAGGUGCAGAAUGUGGAGCUGGAGGCUCAGCAGAAUGCAGUGGAUCUGACCAUCACCUGUCAGGGCAGCGUCCCUAGCGAGGUGUGCACAGUGAUCUCGGAUGCUGAUUGCGCGGUGCCCGUGCUGACGGCGUGUAACGCGGUGCCGCCCUCGCCAGAGUGCCAGCUCGUCCUGCGGCAGAUCUUCAAUGAGACAGGCGUCUUCUGUGUCAACGUCUCCAUGACCAACAGCGUGAGCCUGGCCAUGACCAGCACCCGAGUCAACAUCAAUGCAGCAUCGGGCUCGUCCACGGCUGCCACGGUGGUGCUGAUCGUGGGGAUGCUGUCCGUGGCCAGUGCAGUGGGAGCAGUCGUCUUCACUUACAGGCGUCUGAAGGACUACCGGCCCCUGAACGAGGACCCGACAGGCAGUGUGCAGACGGGCCGGGCAAGCGAGAGGACCUCUGUGCAGAUCUUCCUGCGCAGCGUGUUCACUCGGCAGCCUGUAGGGGAAAACAGCCCUCUGCUGCAGGGGAGGGUGGUCUGAACCAGGCUGGGACCACCCACUGACUGCCUCCCACCACAACCAGCCAAUCAGUCUACCUGAUUCCAGGACCAUACAUCUCAACCAACCAAUUGAGUGUCGGUUUUCUUAAACCCAUCUUUACCGACCCCCUUUUAUAUUCAAUCCCUGGCCAUCUUUUGAAGGAAGCUGGUUUCACAGACCGAUUGACACUAAUCUCGCAGUUCUUAAACUAGUUAAUGUUUGUCAGCAGAUUUGAGUUUAUUUUCAUAUUGCUAUAUACUGCUGGUUUACACAGAUCAUCUCGUAAGUGAGAUUAGGAUGUGGUUUAAGAUUACUUGCAGGAAUGUAUACACAAGGGUUGCUCCUGACAAUAAAUGGUUAAAACUGAAAGGUGGUGUCUUCUCUUUUGAUGGUGCUCUGUUAGGAUUUUCAAUAUGUAGAAAGAUUGCAAUCUGUUACAAGUCAUUGUUUCGUGGAACUCAAAACUGAGAUUCUGGAUUCCAGUCCCAGUUCAUUGAGGGCAAGUCACGUCAGUCUCCUGGCCCAGCCAAGCUGUGUGAUGAUGUAGGAGC